Messenger RNA from Andrographis paniculata, 2291 nucleotides. Its product is annotated as sulfate transporter 3.1-like. Gene Ontology annotation, cellular component: membrane. Gene Ontology annotation, molecular function: secondary active sulfate transmembrane transporter activity. The record is from RefSeq and is a predicted model, not a curated record. Gene Ontology annotation, biological process: transmembrane transport. The coding region runs from base 118 to 2085 and encodes 655 amino acids. Lineage: Eukaryota; Viridiplantae; Streptophyta; Magnoliopsida; Lamiales; Acanthaceae. The transcript has 11 exons.
CCUACACACCCUAUCACACAAAUACACACACAUUAUACAUACAAUACAUAUAGACAUACAACAAUUAUAUAUAUUAAAUAUAAUCCAUUCUACCUCAAAAUUCUUGUCAAAGAAAAAAUGGGAAAUGGAGGCCAUGAAAACCAUGGGAGUAUGAAGGUGCAAGUUCCUGCAACAAAGCCAUUUCUUGAAUCCCUAACCUCAUCUCUCAAGGAGACAUUCUUCCCUGAUGAUCCCUUCAACCAAUUCAAGAAUCAAUCAGCAUCAAGGAAGUUUGUCCUUUUCUUACAGUACUUUGUGCCGAUACUCGAAUGGGCGCCGCGCUACACUUUCGACCUCUUCAAAGCCGACUUCAUAGCCGGAAUCACCAUUGCCAGCCUUGCGGUGCCUCAGGGCAUCAGCUACGCCGGCUUGGCCAGCUUGCCUCCUGUCAUCGGCCUCUACUCAAGCUUUGUGCCACCAUUUGUGUACGCAAUGUUGGGGAGUUCGAAGGAUUUAGCCGUCGGGACAGUGGCCGUUCCGUCGCUUCUGAUAACGUCAAUGCUGGGGAAGGAGGUCAGCCCUCAUCAGGACACUAAGCUGUAUGUGCAGCUGGUUCUUACAGCAACUUUCUUUGCCGGUGUCUUCCAGGCUGCUUUAGGCUUUUUAAGGCUCGGUUUCAUUGUCGACUUUCUGUCCCAUGCAACCAUCGUCGGGUUUAUGGGAGGCGCCGCCACGGUGGUUUGUUUGCAGCAACUUAAGGGCAUUCUUGGACUGGUGCAUUUCACUCACAAGGCUGACCUGGUUUCGGCUAUGAAAUCGAUAUUUACCCAAAUGCAUAUGUGGAGAUGGGAAAGUGUGGUACUGGGCUGUGGUUUCCUCUUCUUUCUCCUCAUUACCAAAUACUACAGCAGGAAAAAACCAGUAUUCUUCUGGGCUAAUGCAUUGGCUCCUCUCGUAUCCGUUAUCUUCGGAAGCAUUCUUGUUUAUCUAACGCACGCCGACAGACACGGCAUCGAAAUCAUUGGGCACCUUAAGAAAGGUCUGAAUCCCCCAUCAAUAAUGGAGCUCGAGUCGACAUUUAAAUCAGCUCAUCUCUCGAUAGCCAUCAAGACAGGGCUCAUCACCGGCCUCAUCGCUCUCGCUGAGGGGAUAGCUGUAGGAAGAAGCUUUGCCGUGUUCAAAAAUUACCACAUAGACGGAAACAAAGAGAUGAUAGCUAUAGGAAUGAUGAACAUAGCAGGUUCUUGCACGUCUUGUUACCUAACCACAGGGCCAUUCUCGAGGACGGCGGUGAACUUCAACGCAGGAUGCAAGACGGCAGUUUCUAACAUUGUAAUGGCGACGGCAGUGAUGAUAACCUUGCUGUUCCUUACGCCUUUAUUCCAUUACACGCCCCUCGUCGUCCUGUCUGCUAUUAUCAUGACUGCCAUGAUCAGCAUCAUCGACUAUAGCGCCGCUGUCCACCUUUGGACAGUCGACAAGUUCGACUUCGUUGUCUGCAUAAGUGCAUACAUAGGAGUUGUCUUUGGAAGCGUGGAGACUGGAAUAGUGGUCGCGGUGGCGUUAUCCCUUUUGCGGGUACUUUUGUUUGUGGCGAGGCCACGAACAUCAGCCAUGGGAAGUUUACCUAAUUCCGUGGCGUAUAGAAACAUCGAGCAGUACAAAAAUGCGAGUCCCAUUCCGGGAAUUCUUAUCCUACACAUCGAUGCUCCGAUCUAUUUUGCCAAUGCUAACUACUUGAGAGAAAGGAUCUUGAGAUGGAUAAAUGAAGAGGAAGAAAAACUGAAAGAGUCGACGAACAACGACUUGCAAUACAUUAUACUAGACAUGACUGCUGUGGGAAGCAUCGACACUAGUGGAAUCAGCAUGCUAGAAGAGAUCAAUAGAAUCGUCGAAAAAAGAUGCAUGAAGCUUGUGUUAGCCAACCCUGGAGCAGAAGUAAUGAAGAAACUAGACAAAUCGAACUUCCUCGGCGCAAUCGGGAAUGAAUGGAUCCACCUGACUGUUGGAGAAGCUGUAAAUGCCUGCAAGUUUACGAUGGUUCAAACAAGUGGACCAAAAACUAAGGCAGCCAUUGAAAUCGAAGCUACAGAUGAUCAUGUUUAAGCUAAAUGCAAAAUGCCCCUAAAUCGGCAUUACGUAUGUAUUUUUAUCGUCUCUCUCCGAAGGAGAAUUUUUCUUAAUUCUAAUUCCUCUGCUGAAUCUCCCAUCACAAACGGAAAACUCAAAUUCGUUGACACUAACCAAAUCAAUUUGACUGAAAACGGUAGCGAUUUUCGCGUUGGAAGAUCUGUCCGGGCAAAGAGUUCAAA